AUGUCGGCGCCAGCGGGAAGCAAACCUCCCACGGAGGGCGCGAAGCCACGUAAGUCGUCCAAGUCGCAGAGCAGCAAAGACAGCCGCAGGAAAUCUUCCGAGAUGGAAAAGUCGGGCAGCCAGGAGAAGAGCGAAGAGAAGAUCUCCAAGAGCAAAGACAGCAAAAUCAAGGACAGCAAGACUAAGGACAGUAAGAGCAAGGACAGCAAGACAAUGGAUAGUAAGAGCAAGACGAGCAAGGGUAGCGACAAGACCCCCGACAAGUCGGGCGACAAGAGCCAUGAGAAGUCUGGCAGCGCCACCAAGGACAGUAAGAGCAAGACCAGCAAGUCUAGCAAGACGAGCAAGGGCAGCAAGACGAGCAGGACGAGUGACAAGUCAGGUGAGCAAAGUCAUGAGAAGUCCGGAAGCAAGACGGAGAAGAGCAAGAGCGGGGAGCACAGUCAAGAGUCCGCAAGCAAGUCCCACAAGAGUGCGACCAAGUCAGAAAAGGGCACUACCAAUACCGGCGCUACCAAGUCUGCCACUACCAAAACCGGCACUACCAAAACCGGUGCUACGAAAACCGAAACCGGCCCUACUAAAACCGGCGCUACGAAAACCGGCACUACCAAGACCGGCACUAGCAAGACCGAUAAGGGUGGGACUGAGAAAAGUGGCACUGAGAAGAGUGGCAGCAGGAGCGCGGAAAAGAGCCAGGACAAGUCUGGAAGCAAGACGGAGAAAAGCAAGAGUGGCGAGCAGAGCCAAGAAAAGUCCGGAAGCAAGACUGAGAAGAGCAAGAGUGGCGAGACCAGUCACGAGAAGUCCGCCGUUAGCAAGACCGAGAGGAGUAAAAGUGCCGACCAAAGUCAUGAAAAGUCUGGAAGCAAAACAGAGAAGAGUGGCAGCAAGACUGAAAGAAGCGGAAGUAAGAGCGGGAGCAAGAGCGGCAGUAAGAGCGGUAGCAAAAGCGGCACUGGAAGCAAGAGCGGUGAAAAAAGUGGCAGUAAGUCCGGAAGCAAGAGCGAAGACAAAAGUGGCGAGAAGACGAGCAAGACCAAAAGCACAAGCCAGGAAAAGAGCAAGGAUAGCCAGAAGAGCAAAGGCAGCAAAAUGGAAGGGGAUAAGUCUCAAGAGAAGACGCACAAGUCCCAGGAAAAGAGCGGCGGCACCCCUAAAGAAGGCAGCGGCGGCAGCCAGCGUGACGGAAGUCAGCAGCAGCAGGGCGAUGGCCGGGACCAAGUGAUGGGGGUCGACAGGGGCCUGGAAGGCAUCCUGCAGCUUCCUGAGACGCACGCUCUUAGACUGAUGUACGAGAACGCUCUCCUCACCGUGCGCAACAGACAGCUGCAGUGGCUCAACUCUGAGCUUAAGCAGGAACACCUGGUCACGCUGCUGCAGGUCGGGACGCUUCGGAAGAGGCGUGGUGUGUUGACAGGGCCGUCGGCCAUCAUGGUGGACCGAGCCGUGUCGGCGAUGCUUCUGGGCAGCGAUGUCGUUUCCGGUGGCGCUGCCCCUGCGGGCGAGUCUUCGGGACCGGCGCGUUUCGACGACCCGCGCUACGCCAACUUGCCAUCGGUCGUGGUAAACAUCGAGGACAAAGGGAUCUCGGCGCAGGACGACAGCCUGUACACUUUCGGACGCAUGGCAAAGGGCACGAGGAAGUGCAAGCACAUGGCUGGUCCGCACGACGACAUCAACUGGGAGGACCUGCAAGCGCGUCUUCUGCCGGCGUUCUACACUUUCUGA
Messenger RNA from Rhipicephalus sanguineus (brown dog tick), 1731 nucleotides. RefSeq names its product protein rtoA-like. Bases 1 to 1731 code for a protein of 576 amino acids. The record is from RefSeq and is a predicted model, not a curated record. The transcript has a single exon. Lineage: Eukaryota; Metazoa; Arthropoda; Arachnida; Ixodida; Ixodidae.